ACCACAACAAUAACGAGCAUCAGGCCAUGACUGUUUGACAAAUUAGCCUUGGAGAUCCUGCGCUGUUCUCGCCUGUAGCUGCCGGUAUUGCCAUACAGAGUACCGUAGCAAACCUUGGUUUACAAGACAUUGAUCUCGAGCCGCACAACACGACAGCCCCACCGGCAUACCAAUUUGUUGCGCCAACAUCGCGCAAUGUUUCGCCCAGGCUUCCGAGCCUUCGAGUCCGCUUUCCGAACCGUGAGAAGCCCUGCGCGGUUUCGACCGGCCAAGCAUGCACAGUCGCGCGCGUACCGACAAAUACGCUUUGGCGACAAGAGCCCCCAAGGUGCCUACGGCCGCCUCCAGUUCAUAUCCAGCUUCUUCAGGAGAUGGGCUGCACGCCCGACGUUCUACCGCGAUGUAGGACUGAUAAGUCUGGGCACCGGAGGCGCUUACGUGUAUAACCUGGAGGAGGUGCCGAUCUCCGGUCGCCGCCGCUUCAACAUCAUAAGUCCGCGAAUCGAAGCUCAGAUAGGCGCUGCAACGGUCGGCGAAGUGCAGCAGCAAUACCAGGGACAGAUGUUGCCGGACUGGCAUCCGACCGUGCGGAGAGUGAAGAAAGUGCUCGAACGGUUGAUACCGUUUGCAGAGGAAGCGGGGUUGCACGAUGUGGACUGGGAGAUCCAUGUCAUUGACAGUCCGGAGGCGAAUGCCUUCGUUGCGCCUGGUGGGAAAGUGUUCGUCUUUACCGGUAUCCUUCCGCUCUGCGAGGAUGAUAACGGAAUUGCUGCGGUACUGGGUCAUGAGAUUGCACAUGUGGUAGCACAUCACACUGCUGAGAAGUUGAGCCAAGCGCCGUUUGUGCUUCUCGGUGUGCUUGCCUUGAUGACUUUUGAUCUGUCGUUCCAGCUCAGCAGCGCUGUUCUCAACCUGUUUCUCUCGAUGCCCGCUGGCCGCAAGCAGGAGGCCGAAGCCGAUCAGAUUGGCCUUAUGAUUAUGGCACGAGCGUGUUACCGCCCGGAAGCCGCCAUGGAGUUCUGGCAUCGCAUGGAGACGACUGGAGGCGCAGCGCCCCCAGAACUACUCUCUACUCACCCGUCCCAUCACAACCGGGAGGAGAAGAUCCGAGGGUGGCUACCAAGAGCCCACGAGCAGGCUGAGAGGUCUGAAUGCGGUGCUACAUCUCUCUAUGCGCAACAGUUCAACACCUUUUGGGGACGGUAAAGAGGUAGACCUACCGUAUACGAUAACCUGUAUGAUAGCUCACUUGUAGUUUUAGCAUAGAGAAAGCAGCGGUACACGAAUGAACGAAUAAUGCCUUUUCUCCUGCGUCCUGUCCACCGGAGC
Messenger RNA from Paraphaeosphaeria sporulosa, 1329 nucleotides. RefSeq lists its product as uncharacterized. Gene Ontology annotation, molecular function: metalloendopeptidase activity. Bases 196 to 1206 code for a protein of 336 amino acids. The transcript has 5 exons. Gene Ontology annotation, biological process: protein quality control for misfolded or incompletely synthesized proteins; mitochondrial protein processing. NCBI's taxonomy places the organism in Eukaryota, Fungi, Ascomycota, Dothideomycetes, Pleosporales, Didymosphaeriaceae. The record is from RefSeq and is a predicted model, not a curated record. Gene Ontology annotation, cellular component: mitochondrial inner membrane.